AUGGAGACCGGCAGCACCUUCCAACAGCUUGGCAAGCAGCAGCCCCUUGAGCCCCCCGGGCAGCAGCCCCUGGGCUGUGGCAAGUGCAGCUCCACAGGCAGCGAUCAUGGCAAAGACCUCAGGAAAGCUGCUGGGUGCAGUGGAGGCAGUGGGAUCGGGAAGGGACCAGUACCGCUGGUCUGCAGCACUGUGUGUGGGAACCCCUAUGCUGGGCUGGUGAGCCACCUGAGGGCAUCCUGGCUCUCCGGGAAGACACGGCCCCUGGAAUACCGCAUGACCCAGCUGGAGGCCCUGGGACGCUUCCUGGAUGAGAAGAAGCAGGAGAUCCUGGAGGCCACUGAUUUAGACAUGGGCAAGCCGUCCUUUGAGGCUUACUUCACCGAGGUCCUCCUCUGCAAGAACGAGCUCAACGUCACCCUCAACAACCUGUGCCACUGGAUGAAGGACGAGCACGUGGACAAGAAUCUGGUGACGCAGCUGGACUCUGCCUUCAUCCGCAAGGAUCCGUAUGGGGUGGUGCUCAUCAUAGCGCCCUGGAACUACCCCAUCCACCUCUUCCUAGUGCCCCUCAUCGGGGCCAUCGCUGCUGGGAACUGUGUCAUCAUCAAACCCUCAGAGAUAUCCAAGAACACCGAGAGACUCGUUUCUGAAAUGCUGAGCUGUUACCUGGACAACGACUGCUUUGCUGUGGUGACUGGGGGUGUGCAGGAGACCACCAGGCUACUGGAGAACAAGUUUGACUACAUCUUCUUCACUGGCAGCCCCUCAGUGGGGCGGAUUGUGAUGACGGCGGCUGCCAAGCACCUGACGCCGGUGACGCUGGAGCUGGGGGGCAAGAACCCCUGCUACGUGUCCGACACCUGCGACGUGACCAACGUGGCUCGGCGCGUGCUGCAGCCUGGAGAUGCAGGAGAAGCUCAUGCCCGCCCUGCGCGAGGCCAUCGUGGAGUUUUUCGGCCCCAACCCCAAGAAUCCCCGGAUUUUGGGCGCAUUGUGGGGGACAAGCAGUUCCAGCGGGUGCGGAAGCUGCUGUGCAGCGGGCGCGUGGCCAUCGGGGGACAGACGGACGAGGCUGAGCGCUACAUCGCUCCCACGAUCCUGGCAGAUGUGCAGCCCUCGGACCCUGCCAUGCAGGAGGAGAUCUUCGGGCCCAUCCUGCCCAUCGUCGUCGUGGCCAACAUGGACGAAGCCAUCGACUUCAUCAACGCGCGGCCGCGGCCGUUGGCCAUCUACGCCUUCUCCUGUGACAGCAAGGUGGUGAACCAGGUCCUGGAGCGGACGAGCAGUGGCGGCUUCUGCGGCAAUGACACCCUGAUGCACGUGACGCUGACCUCGCUGCCCUUCGGAGGGAUUGGGAACAGCGGCCUGGGAAAGUACCACGGGAAGUUCACCUUCGACACCUUCUCCCACCACCGGGGCUGCCUGCACCGGAACAUGGGGCUGGAGGCCCUCAAUGCCCCGCGCUACCCGCCCUACACCCAGCAGAAACUGGGGCUCCUCACGGCCACCUUCGAGGUCAAGCGCAGGGGCACCUGCACCCUGCUCUGAGGGUCCCACGUCCUGCUCCGAGGGUCUCCACGCACAAGAGUCGCUGUGGAGAACCAGGACUGUCCCCCGAUUCUCACAGUGUCCUUUGCCUUGCUGGAGCGCGUUGGACAGCCGAGAUGGACGCCCCCUCCUGCACCCUUGUGGCCUCUGCUCUGGACUGUUUUCCAGGACGCAGCUGAAAUGGCCCAGAAGCUCUUUUUCCUCUUCCUGGUGGAGAAACGGUCCCGUCAGCCCCCUCUCCCAUCACAUGGACGAUGGGGAUGAUCCUCCCUCUCCUCACUGUUGCUCUUUCCUCCGUGUAACUCUGCCUGUAGUAAAGACUUUGCAUUGA
This is a messenger RNA of Myiozetetes cayanensis, 1879 nucleotides long. Its product is annotated as aldehyde dehydrogenase family 3 member B1-like. Gene Ontology annotation, cellular component: cytoplasm. Lineage: Eukaryota; Metazoa; Chordata; Aves; Passeriformes; Tyrannidae. The transcript has 11 exons. The coding region runs from base 1 to 1548 and encodes 515 amino acids. The record is from RefSeq and is a predicted model, not a curated record. Gene Ontology annotation, biological process: aldehyde metabolic process. Gene Ontology annotation, molecular function: aldehyde dehydrogenase (NAD+) activity.